UAGAGCUGGGUACCUCCCGGGUCUUUACCCUCUCUCUCCCACCGAAAGAAAGCUCGCGGUUACAGCUGCCCUCAACGGCUGAGGAGAAGAAAAUCUGGCCGAAGGCGGACCAAGGAGGAAGCGGAAGUCGUAUAGGCCACAAGGCAACGCUUCCGGCGGAAGUGGCGCGCGGCGCAGCCCCGGUUGGCUGGGGCUGCUCUGGAGCUUUUUCCUCGUUUUCAGCGGCCGCCCAUUGCGCGGUGUGUGAGGCGGGGGACACGGAGGGAAGCAGGAAGGGGGAAGCUGUGGCCGGCUCCGCGCAGGCGAGCUCGGGCUCCCUGGGUGGCAUCCCCUCCCGCCCUCUCCCUCCGACGGGGCAGCAGCACUGGCGAGAUUUCUCCGGGGCUCCCAGCAGCAGCACCUGAAGGAUGUGGCGGAGGCGCGCCGGUGGCUCUUGUGGUAACGCCGGUAGCUGAGGAGGAGCUUGGGGGCGCUUCAUCCUGCUGAGGCUCGUGUCGGUCUGCGCCUGCUGGCCCCCUAGCGCGGAGGGGGACCCACCUCCGCCGGCUCCACUUUCGCUUUUCCGCCCCCUUCCAGGCCCCCGCGCGAGCCGGUGUUUGGGGGCCGGCUCCGUCCGAGUGGCCCAGAAUGGCCUCUUCGUCCGGGAACGACGACGACCUGACCAUCCCUCGAGCGGCGAUCAAUAAGAUGAUCAAGGAGACGCUGCCGAACGUGCGGGUGGCCAACGACGCCCGGGAGCUGGUGGUGAACUGCUGCACCGAGUUCAUCCACCUCAUCUCCUCCGAGGCCAACGAGAUCUGCAACAAGUCCGAGAAGAAAACCAUCUCCCCGGAGCACGUCAUCCAAGCACUAGAAAGUUUGGGUUUCACCUCCUAUAUCAGUGAGGUAAAAGAAGUCUUACAAGAAUGCAAAACAGUAGCACUGAAAAGAAGAAAGGCUAGUUCUCGUCUGGAAAAUCUUGGCAUUCCUGAAGAAGAGCUCCUAAGGCAGCAACAAGAGUUAUUUGCGAAAGCUAGACAGCAGCAGGCAGAGCUAGCCCAGCAGGAAUGGCUACAGAUGCAGCAAGCUGCCCAACAAGCACAACUUGCUGCUGCCUCAGCCAGUGCAUCCAACCAAGCAGAAUCUUCACAAGAUGAAGAUGAUGAAGAUGACAUUUGAAAUCCUCCAGGCUGCAUUUUGGUCCCUGCAAAGAAGUCGUUGUCCUGCACAACAAAAGUGGCGGAGUGAAUGUCUGCAUCUUGGACCGGCCGUUGGUAUUUUAGGGGUGUCUGCUGUUGUGUGCUAUACAUGUUAAAAACUGUCUCUUUGAACUCUUGAAGACUUAAAGGUUCAGUAUCAUAUCAACUUUGGAUUUUUAAUGGUGUUUAUGGAAAUUUUAGAUAGCCGUACGUCACUUAUUUGAUCAACAAACAGUGUUACAAUAAAAGAGUUUAUAAAAUAUAGCAGAAUUUAUAACGAAGCUCUAAAUUCACAUUUGCAUUUCUCUUCCCUUUUAACUAUAGAAUCUUAUGUAGAAAUUUUUAAUUUGUUUUUUGGAACAGAGUUGGUGUUUAAUCUGCUUUAGGGGGAGGAAAAGCAAAGGGUUCCACAUAAUUUGGUCUGAAGAUAAUUUCCUUGUCUUUUUAAAUGAGGAUGGGAAUAUAUAUAUAUAUAUAUAUAUAUAUACACACACACACACACACACACACGCAAUAAUUAUAUGUGCUGAAACACCACACUUAUCCAAAAUCUGAGAAAUGAUACAUUUUUGCCAAACUAGGAAAAUGUAUGCUUAAUAGGAGUUGUACAGAUUCAUUUUUUUUAUAUAGGGGUGAAAAAAAACCCCAAGAUUUUAUUAUGGCUUUGCUUCAGUGACCUGAGCAAAAUGAAUAUUUCAUUUCAGAUAUUGCCCCCUUUGGAGAACUAAAACAUUUCUUGUUUCACAGCAGUUUAAUUUUAACUGUAGAUGGUAUUACAUGCAUAAUCCAAGCACGUUCAAAUUGUUUAAGUGCGAAGGUGGGACUUGAUGGGACAGAGUUCUUUUAAUUCUGUUCUGAUUGGAAAUGUUUCACCUAUGAAAGAAAACAUUGGCACUAAUGUGCAUGCUCACAGUGAGAGGAAUCUUUAUUUAACUCUGAUUACUUAUUUGUUGUCAGCACAAUGUUAACAGUUUUCAGACUAGUUACCAUAGAUAAGUUUUAUCUUGUGAAACUGACUGCUUCUACAUUCAGGUACUAGUUAUACAGUACAUGAUUCAGUUCCAAGUUUAGUUUGGUGACUGAGCUUCUAGACUGACCAACAGGAUUUGAAUUAAAUAAAAUUCUUUUGUAGUGUGGUGACUGUGGAAACUUCUCAGAGCAGUGCUUGGAUAGCUAUUUGUGUUGGAAUAAAGAACAGUAGAGUCCAUUCUAGAAUUUAAACAUAUACUUGAAGGUAUGUCAGCAUAUUUUUCUGGUACUUUUGGAAGAGGGUUAGAAUCUCAGAUAUCUUGCAUAUUGCAGGCAUCACGCAGCAUUAUGGGACUGCAAGCAUUUUAAACUUUCUAGCAUGGCCUUGAUGGCUACUGAACAUUGUGCAAAAACUGAGAUUGAAUGAAGAAAUCUUGUCUGUGAAGCAGAGAACCAAACUGGGAGCCAAAUUAAGAUCCUUGAAUCUCAGUUAGUUUUAAAGGAGCUUACAAAAAAUAACUUGCACGCUUAUUUAUACACUGGUGGUUGAGAAAUAAAUUAGUUUGAAUGUUAAGCUGAUGUACCUUUGUAGGUUCAGCAGGGAAAGUAUUGGACAAGAUCUGAUUAAAGAUCUAGUCUUCAUGAAGGUUGAAGUACCAAAGGUAGAAACACUAGGCUAGUGAAACCAUGUUAAUGUGCAGUGUUGACUUCUCUAAUUUGUACUGUAACACCCUUGCCCUUCCUAUUUUAAAUGAGUCCUUUUUCCUUUUAAAAGCAAGAAAGAUAUAAUUUCAUACUUUUUUUCUGAUGCAGAAUUCAGGUUAAUAUUCUACUGCAUCUGGUAUGUAUCAUAAUUUUGAAUCCCUGUGACCUUUUCCUUUGGACAUUCUUGUGCUUUUUCAUAUGCUGUAUUCCUCAAGCAAUAAAAUUCAAAUGUGUUUUUA
This is a messenger RNA of Hemicordylus capensis (graceful crag lizard), 3091 nucleotides long. It is a transcript of the gene DR1, whose product is annotated as down-regulator of transcription 1. The record is from RefSeq and is a predicted model, not a curated record. The transcript is spliced from 3 exons. The coding region runs from base 628 to 1158 and encodes 176 amino acids. Gene Ontology annotation, cellular component: negative cofactor 2 complex. Gene Ontology annotation, molecular function: general transcription initiation factor activity; protein heterodimerization activity; core promoter sequence-specific DNA binding. Gene Ontology annotation, biological process: negative regulation of transcription by RNA polymerase II; chromatin remodeling; positive regulation of transcription by RNA polymerase II. NCBI's taxonomy places the organism in Eukaryota, Metazoa, Chordata, Lepidosauria, Squamata, Cordylidae.